AUGCCACCUGACCCAAAUUCCAUGAUUGUUGAAUUGGCCCGUCUUAUGAAUUGUGUUCAACUAGACGAAACUGUUUUGCAGUUGUGUAUAAAGUUAUUAGAUGAAGGAGCAAAUCCACAACAAUUGGCCAAACACAUUCUUGCAAUCAAAAAAGAAACUAAUUCAAUACUAACCUAA
This is a messenger RNA of Candida albicans SC5314, 177 nucleotides long. RefSeq lists its product as uncharacterized. Gene Ontology annotation, biological process: gamma-tubulin complex localization. The transcript has a single exon. The record is from RefSeq and is a predicted model, not a curated record. NCBI's taxonomy places the organism in Eukaryota, Fungi, Ascomycota, Pichiomycetes, Serinales, Debaryomycetaceae. Gene Ontology annotation, cellular component: gamma-tubulin ring complex. Bases 1 to 177 code for a protein of 58 amino acids.